Molecule: messenger RNA, 3353 nt
Organism: Ctenocephalides felis (cat flea)
Lineage: Eukaryota; Metazoa; Arthropoda; Insecta; Siphonaptera; Pulicidae
Product: MKL/myocardin-like protein 1
Exons: 2
Coding region: 40-3201 (1053 amino acids)
Source: RefSeq, a predicted model, not a curated record
UUUGUCAUUGAUAUUCCAGCGCUGAAAGUGAAGCUAUUGAUGCGGAGGCCAAUCAACCAAUUAGUGGCUCAGGGGAUAAUGCCUCCGCUUAAGACACCGCCGGCUUUCCAUGAACAACGCAAGCAACUAGAACGUGCAAAAACAGGAGAUCUAUUGAAGGCAAAAAUUCAACAACGACCAGAUCGCCAAGAGUUAGAACGACGACAUAUAUUAGAACAACAAGAAGGUCACGUGGAUCCUAGUCUCGCUGAACGUCAGCGCAUGUUAAAGAAAGCAAGGCUGGCUGACCAGCUUAAUGAUCAGUUGUCACAUCGUCCAGGUCCAUUAGAGUUAAUUAAAAAGAAUAUAUUACAUACUGAUGAACCAAUAGAGCGCGCCGUUAAAGAAGGACUGGUUCCUUUUCGCGCCACAUGUGAAGGACAAUUAAAUAGGCCGCAGCAUCCAAGCAGUUAUGUCACAUACGAAGAUGAUUCUCAGAGUUCAGAAGGCGGUGUUGAUACGAGAAGUACACCGCCGCGUUCUACGGAAUCUAAGCCUAUAGUCCAUGUGACUAAGGCAGCCACUCCAGCGCCUUUACCAACUGCAAGUUUCACAUUUGCUGAAUUGUGUCAAAGUGUUGUUUGUGGAAAUACCACAACUCCCACAUUUCUUCCGUUAGCCGCAAGUCCCGCAUCAAGUUUGAGUCCUUUGUCAUCAAUUUCAUCGCCUCCGUCGACUCAUUCCACUGCUUCUGUCACACCUAGGCCUACAGCACCAUCACCAUUGCAGCCAGCUCAAUUGAAAACCGAUGCUCCAGGCAAAGAUAAAAAUAGAAAAAAAAGUAAAAGUAGCAAAUCUUUACCAAAAGCCAGAACUAUUAAAUUUCAUGAAUACAAAGGACCGCCAAGCGCUCAGAAAAACACUGCUUUAGGAGCAGCGGCGGCAGCUGGGGAAACUUCUUAUGAGUUAUUACUACAACAACAACAAUUAUUCUUACAAUGGCAAUUGGAAUGGCAGCAUAAGUAUCCACAAAUUAUAUUGCCUGCCAACCAAAAGCCUAUUACUAUUAACUCAAGCGAGCCUGUAACAAUAGCAAGUCCUCAAAAUGUAACUGUCGCUGUAUCCUCUCCAUCUUCUUCAUCUCCUCCUACGAUUAACAAUGGAAAUAAUUCAGAUAUAUUUAUGAAACCUCUUGGUAAAUUAGAAGAUAUGAAAGUAUCUGAUUUGAAAAUUGAACUCAAGAAAAGAAAUCUUCCUGUAUCCGGUUCGAAACCACAGCUGAUCGAAAGGCUAAAACCUCAUAUUAUGAUAUCGGAGUCCGAUUCUGGAAGUGUAGAUACCCCAGCACCACCUAGUGUAUCAAGCGAAGAAUCUCUACAUGGAGAUUUUAGCGAAGAAGUUGGAGUCAAUUCGCCUCGCAACUCAUUAUCACCUGCAUCGGAUCACGAAGCAAUGGAUUUACAAGCUGAUUCACCUGGAUCAAUGUGCGGGAGACAAACUCCGGCACCUGAUGAAAUAGUGAAAGAGCAACAGAGAAAAAUUGAGGAGUUGAAGCGAGAACUUCAUAAAUCGCAAUUGCAGGUACAGCAAAUGCGACAAGCUCCUACUAAUAGUUCUCAAGAACCUAAAAAUCAAAAAUUAGCAUUACAACAGCAUUUACAUAAUAAAAUGAAAUCCCAAAAAAUAUCGAUGCAUCUCCAGCAAUUGCAAAAUUUGCAAGCACAGCAAACAAAGCAACAUCAAGAAAAUCAGCAAAAGCAACAGAAGGAGCACGUAGCAUUUCAACAAGGUUUAAGUGCAAAAAAUCAAGCAAAUUUGUUAAUGGUUCAAAAGCCUAUUCAGAUCAAUGGAUUUAAUAUUGGAACUAUAAUGGCCACACCAAAAACUGACAAUUCAACAACGAUAGUGAAUGGUUUACAAACAGUAAAAGGCAAAAAAAAUCUUGGAAUAGUUUUGAACAAACAACAAGCUGUCUUAGUACUGAACAAGUUAGCCAAAGGAAAAUUGAUGAAUGAACAUCACAGAACUGCAUCAUUGCCAACAAUUUUAGUACCAGCAAAUUUAUUGACAUCAGAACAAACAAAUGUAAUAUCAUCUCCACAAAAUAUUUCAAAUGAAAUAAAUUUAGCGCAUGAUGAUAUGCCUACGAUUACAAUUGAACCAAAAAUAGAGCCUGAAUCAAAUGAAGUUCUUGAUAUAAAAUCUCCACCUCAGUAUGAAAUCGCUACGAGUCAGCUGAAAAAACCUCAAAGUAAAAGUCAUAUUAAAUCACAGAUAGUUGAUGAUGUUCUCGAAAUAUUAAUUAAAAAUGGAGAACUUCCUCCAAGUGCUGCCCAGGACCCAGCUACUCCAACCACACCCGGAACUGCUGUUUUAAAUAAUGGCCUUGUUUACCAAAACUCGAGCCUUAUUCCUCCACCGCCUCCAUUGCCCUACACUGCUUCAAAUGCAAAUAUUUUAACACCUGACGUAACAAAUCAAAUGGACAAUUGCACUCGUUUGCUGCAGGAUAUUGCUUCAGCGGAGCAUUUGGAUCAUGAUCAAUUUGACCAAGAUCAGAAAGUAGUUUCUGACUUGCUAUUAGAACAACAAAACGAGGAGGGACAUUUAGAUUUAAAAGCAUUAGGCUUAGAUUUAGAAACAUUUGAUUGUUUGGACUUUGGUUCAUUAGACUGUGAUAAAUUAGAAUCGGAACUGGAUAUGGAAAUUGGAAUGGAUGGAGUACAAAAUCAGGACAAUAGUAAUAUGGACUCAUAUGUGAAUGAAUUUGUUGAACAAAAUGUAAUCGAAAAUAAUACCAGCAUGCAAGAAGAAAAUGUAGGACCUCAAUCUGUGGAUAUGUUACAAAAUAAUAUUUCAUUAACAAAUCGAUACAAUCAAAGUUUAUCGAACAAUAAUGUUUGUAAUAAUGGAUUUGGUGCUGUUUUUCCUCCAGAGUUUAUGGAUAUAGGAGAUACGCCUAUGGAGAUGGAUGAAUGGCUUGACUCACUUAUUCCUGUUUCUGAACUUCAUGACAAUAACACCAUGUCAACUCCUCCACAUCAAUAUUUUGUUACGCAGCAACAUAUGCCAAUAUCGAUGGCUACUUCGCAAAAUGCAGAUUUAUCUACUUAUGAUCCACUACUUGGUACAAACAGUGGAGCAUUCGAUCUGUUAGGUAUUGAAGAUCUGAAAAUGCACAGUACGCCAUUGUCAUGGGAUAAGGUAGAUUUUGCUACAUAGUUAGAUCAUUACUUAAAUGGUAAUUAUAAUACUAUUAUGCUAAUAUAAAUCAACCCUCACGAAGUGCCUUGGGUUUUAUAUAUGACGUUGGAAUGAGAUUAGAAACUAGUUUUAAGUUUAUUUAAAUUUGAAAUAUAAUUUCAAGAUAGCCA